Molecule: messenger RNA, 289 nt
Organism: Aspergillus neoniger CBS 115656
Lineage: Eukaryota; Fungi; Ascomycota; Eurotiomycetes; Eurotiales; Aspergillaceae
Exons: 1
Coding region: 82-255 (57 amino acids)
Source: RefSeq, a predicted model, not a curated record
GGAAUCUGAAAUUUCAUUCUAUUUUGCUCAGUAGAUAAGAAAAAGGGGCUACCGACUUUGUAGCAACCACGAUAAUUGCACAUGAUAGAUCAACUUGGCCCCUUUCCGAAUUCCCCAAGAAUAUCCGAGUUGCCGCCCCCGGCUUUGGUCAGGUGCCUGAAAGAACCCCCAUUUUUGCCUCCCACGCGGACAAUCAAAGGAAUGGCGUAUGACGACUUAGCCAAGGACACUUACCCCGGGAUGUUAUCACGGUAGAUGGAUGCGACGGAGAAAUCGUGCCCUGGCAUUG